Molecule: messenger RNA, 453 nt
Organism: Laccaria bicolor S238N-H82
Lineage: Eukaryota; Fungi; Basidiomycota; Agaricomycetes; Agaricales; Hydnangiaceae
Exons: 3
Coding region: 1-453 (150 amino acids)
Source: RefSeq, a predicted model, not a curated record
AUGACAGUGUACCAAGUGGAAGGCAUCAUUGCCUCAAUCCCAGGAGUCACCGACAAGAUCAUCAACUGGUUUAAAGGGGAAUACCGCCAGGCGAACUCUUCUGAUAGGCUCAAGAAGGAGGUAAUGAUGCAGCAAAUGAUGCAAUAUUACAUUAGUGCUCUGAAAACGACGGGGAAGGACAAACCCACCGACCUUGAACCCCCAUGGUUCAAAUUCUUGAAGAGGCCCUCUGAACUCAAGAGGGCUCUUUUAACUGGGCAGUUAUCGCUGAACCCCCUGCUAAACCAAUCUACAAAGAUUUCCUUGCCGCAUGGGAUGCCCGUGGCAACGAUGAGCCCAAAGUCAUCACCAAACCAUCUAAUCCUCAGGAGAAUGCAAAGGGGAAGGGCCUUGUAUUCUGUGACUAUUGUACUCGACACGUCGACAAACACAUCCAAACACGAAUUGCUCUAA